Dendroctonus ponderosae (mountain pine beetle) is the source of this 2406-nucleotide messenger RNA. RefSeq names its product Down syndrome cell adhesion molecule homolog. The transcript has 6 exons. NCBI's taxonomy places the organism in Eukaryota, Metazoa, Arthropoda, Insecta, Coleoptera, Curculionidae. Gene Ontology annotation, molecular function: protein binding. The record is from RefSeq and is a predicted model, not a curated record. Bases 133 to 1056 code for a protein of 307 amino acids.
GUCCCAACUCUCAACAGAAACUGAGUCAUUAUUGUUUCUAUUCUGUGUUUCUAUUCUAGUUGUUUAGACAAUGCAAGGGUUUAAAAUGGUUAUUUUGGCGACAAAAAGCUCCUGAAGACGUAAUAUGGAAUUAUGUAUCAUACGCUGCAGUUUGUCUUGUGCCUCGUUUCGAUUUUCCUGCAAGCCAAAGCCGCCACCGUUAAGCGGGUUUCAGUAGACUUGGGGAAAAACGUAACGAUAAAAUGCCCCCUGAACAACUCAAGGGACGUGAUGUGGGAAAGGGAAGGCCGAGAGCCAGGCCGGAACACAAAAAUGACGGUGCUGGAAAGUGGUUCCAUGUUUCUGGCAACAGUUGAUAGGAGCGACUCGGGGAUUUAUAGUUGCAUUCGCGAGAACGACGUCAAAGAUAUUAGGGGAAAGGUGAAUGUUACAGUGCGAACGCCCCCGCCGCCUCUAGUGGUUUCUAUCAAAUGCAGCACCAUCCUGGUGCUGGUUUUGUGGCAAGUCAUCGGAACUGGCGGCUAUCCCAUAUCGUACUUUGGUGCUCAAUAUCGGCCGGCGUUUAUCAACACCAGCUGGAUACCCAUUUCGCCUAAUCACAUCAUGCCGAGCUCACGACAAAUCGAAGUGUAUAGUCUGCGGCCGAACACCACAUACGAAUUCAGGAUGUGGGCGACCAAUCAGCUGGGCAAGAGCCCCGUGACGUACGUACUGGCCACCACCAAAGCGCAAUACACUGAAGAAGAAUUAGCCAGACAUUUGUUGAAAGGGGCUGACCAGUUCGAUACCAGAUGGUGGGCGGCCGCCGUGGGCAUUGUGAUGGGCGCGCUGGUUCUUCUGGGGCUCGGCACUUGCCUGUUACUGUGCCGCGAAUGUCAGCGCCCCUCUGUCGUAGAAGAUGAGCCGGAGAUCAUCGAGCUGUUGCCCAACAUCAUUCUGAACCCGGGCUUUGAGGGACCGAGUCGUUUCGACGACAUCACCCCCGACGAGAACUCCAACAAUGGAACCCUAACUCGCCUUAAUAACAACACGGUUGUCCAGCCGCAGGACUUAUAACGGGGCUGAUAACUGAUUUUGGCGGUUUUUCAGCGAAAAGGCGCACGUUUAGUGCUCAGGGCGCGAUUUCGGAACCGCUUGACCGCGAGGUAAGACAUCGUUUUGCUUCUCCAUGUACAAAAUGCGCUAUUCACAUUGAUACCUUAAGGGGAAAGUGUGUUAAAGCGCGAAGCGCAUUCGCCAGCCUGUCGCGUAUGGACAGAUUGGCGAAUGCGCUUGUUAGUUUUGAGUAUGCGUUGAAGGCAGACUUGCGACAAUACCUGUUGCAUUAGAGGAACAUAUCGACUAUUUUCUCAUUAGUGUGUACAUUUAGGGAGUAACAGUUUUCGAUAAAUCAAGACUUUGGGGCGUUAAACCAAAGUGAUACACUCAUUCCUUUGGAAACUAAGUCUUCUUCGAUCUGUAUUUAGACAUUGAGUUGUUUCGAGCCUUCAAGUUCUUCUCGUGAAGACUUUGUGGGCGCAGCAGUCCCAGUUGAGUGUGUUUUAGAUCGGAUUUAUGGGAACUCGCGUUGGCAUUCUAUAAAACGGCAAUCGGUUCCCGUGUGCCAAUGCGAGCCUCCGAUCAAUUAGUCGUUGUUUUUGUGAUAUUAUUUUUUAUGGGCCCCUGUGGGCAUUAAUAAUAGAAACGCGAGUUGUGAGCAGUGUUCCAAACCAUUAGUAUUUAUGAUAUUUUCGAAUUAAGACGGUUCAAUAGCUGAUAAGGGCUUUACUUGCACCUACACACUAUCGUCAUCAAUUGCUUGUUUCAUAAUUGUAUUUAGCAGGUUCGCGCGUUUGAUUCAGCAUCUGAAUACAAUGCUUCCGAAUUCGAUGUUGUGCUAUUUCAGUAUUGGCUGGGUUUUCUAACUGAUUUCGAAUUGCUGCGAGUGAAUAAAUUGUCGCUAAUACGCUUAAUACUAAGACAAAACAUAACCAGUGCCUCUAACAUGUAAGUAGGUGUGUGUUCGGAGCGGUGUAAGGCUGAUCAGUAGCUAGCUAUAUAUUGUCGACUGAUUGUUGCGAGUGAAUUGUUGUAAAUAUAUAAAAACCUUAACUUAUACUUAAGACUACCGACUGCCUAAUCGAUAUUUAAGCAAAUUAAUCACGCCUGGUUGUGCCCGAGUGUUUUUCAUUCACUGACAAGAAUCACACUUAUUUCAUCUGCUGAUUAUACGGGGCGGUUUUGCUCGGAAGUGUGAUUUAAGGCCACUUUCUUGCCAACCGCGCCGUAUAGUAAUUCCUACUAAUUAAAGCUCGCUUUAAGUGCACGUGGUCUAAUUCACUGAGUAUUGUGUAAUUUACAUGAAAUUAAUUAUUAUAUACUCCACUGUCUUGUAUGUGAUAUUAUAUGGGUUGCUUUGCAUUAAAA